AAACAAAAAUCCUGUAUUAGUAGCUUUAUUAAAUUCUUAAUAGCAAUGGCUGCUUUUCAGACACUGCACAAAUCAAACAUCCAUGUUGGUAUGUCAACCCUGGAGCAAUUUCUAUUUCCCCAUCUGAUCUCUCCCAUAGAAGUGUUACAAGAAACAGUGUAAAAGCAUUAUGGUCUAGAGACUCUAAUGGCUAAGGCACCAGGCUAGAAAUCAGGAAAUUGUGAGUUCUAUUCCCACUUCAGGCUUGAAUGGUAGCUGGGUGACCUUGGGCCAAUCAAUCUCCCUCAGCCCAAUUCAUCUCCCAGAGUGGUUGUUAUGGGGAUAACAGGAAGAGGAAGACGUAUUAGAUAUGUUCACUGUUUUUUAGUUAUUUAUAAAAGUAAUAAAGGCAGGAUAAAUGUCUGGAGUUUCUCAGUCAUCCAGGUCAUGGUGCUUUUUCAAAAGGCAAGUGGACUUUGGUUUUUCUUUGAAGACAUUUUACUUCUCAUCCAAAAAGCUUCUUCAGCUCUGAGAAUCUCCUGCCUUUGGGACAAAAGACAGAUUUAAAAAAAUAAAAAUCAUAAAUAAAAAUCAAUGAUCUGAAAGUCUUAGACUUUCUGUGGGUAGUUCUCCUAUGUCUUCUGCAAAGUAACUCACCUAGAACCCACCUUGACGUACUUUCUGUGCAGGGCAGGCCCAUAGCUAACAUAAGAAUUUGAGGCAAGGGUGGGCGGUGAUAUUUAAAGAGUAUAAAAGAGCACCUGUAACUUCUGUUGCAGAAGCUGUUUCUAUUAAGGUGGAGAAUAUAUUGCGGUUAUCUAUUUGUAAUCUGUCCUUUAAUUAUUUUAUUAAUUAUUUUUUCAUUGCUGCUUCCUCUUAUAAGUUACUUCAGCCUUCAUGUCAAUUGUUCACUAUGUUUAGUGUUUGUUUCCAGUGAAAAUCUUAUUUUAUGUUAUUUGUUAACCUGAUUAAGAUUUGGGAGGGUUGGGGUUUUUCCAAGAUUUGAAACAUCUGGAAAGUUUUCCUUUUCGAAAAGGAAAUAAAUCUUAGGCAGGCAGCCACCCUAAUCAGGAACUAAACAGAUCUGAGGUGUGUCUCAAAUAUGCUUUUUCUAAUCGGUCUGUGUUUUUCCUGAGGGGGAAAAAAGUUGCCCUUUGAAGCACCUUUGAGACUACUAUGACCUGGAUGACUGAGAAUCUCUGCACACAUCUAAGGUGUGUGUGUUUGCCCUGGGGACAAGACCGUCCCAACCCCGCCCGCCAGUCCCCGCGUGAAAAAAACAAAAAACACGAAGGCGCAGCAGAAAGAGAUGCCACCGCGGGUCAAAGGCUUUUCUUCACGCCGACCUGCACGUCCGGACCGAUCCCCAGACAGCGGACUGGAGCGGUGAGCUCAGUACCUCGAGGAGGCCCUGAGGAGGGCAGGAUGGGGCUGGCAGAUCGGCGGACGGGGGUUCCCAGCAAGGCGAGGCCGAGCAAGGGACGAGGUUCUACUCCCAGCGGGCCCCACCCAGCGCAGGACGGGCAAAGCGGCGACGCCUCCGGUUGUAUGCGGGCUGCGCCGCACGUCCCCUGGAUUGGAAAGAUGACGCUCCGACAGGAGGAAGGCGGGAGGCGUGUCUGACCGGCGGAGCUGAAGAUCUCUAACCCAGGCUCGCUUUAAGCUGCGGCAGAGGCGACAUGUCGCUGGUGCUUUCUCGCCGCCUGUGCCGGGCGCUGCUGGUCCUCCUUCUCGCCCUGCUCUCCAGAGGCGCCUCCGCCGAACCCCCGUCGGCGGAGCAGCGCUGCUUUUGUCAGGUCACCGGUCAUUUAGACGACUGCACUUGUGAUGUUGAGACUAUUGAUAACUUCAACAAUUAUAACCUUUUCCCCCAGUUACAAGAACUUCUGCAAAGUGAUUAUUUCAGAUAUUACAAGGUUAACCUAAAGAAGCCUUGUCCUUUCUGGAGUGAUGGCAGUCACUGUGGAAUUAGGCACUGUGCUGUUAAUCCGUGCUCAUCUGAAGAGGUUCCUUGUGGAAUUAGAUCAGAGACUAAUAAGUAUUCAGAAGCAGCUGCUGCCACUCCCUUGGCUGAAAGCUGUGAAAAAGCAGAAAACCUUGGGGCUGUUGACAAAUCUUUGAGUGAAGAAACUGCACGGGCUAUGAUUCAAUGGACUCAGCAUGACGAUUCUUCAGAAAACUUUUGUGAAGCUGAUGAUAUCCAUUCCCCUGAAGCGGAGUAUGUAGAUUUGCUUCUGAAUCCAGAACGUUACACUGGCUACAAAGGCCCUGAAGCCUGGAAGAUUUGGAACAGUAUUUAUGAAGAAAACUGUUUUAAGCCUCGCUCUGUAAAAAGGCCUUUAAAUCCACUGGCUUCUGGCAGAGGAGCAAGAGAAAACGAAGGGAAUAUGUUUUACAGCUGGUUGCAAGAUCUCUGUGUGGAGAAAAGAGCUUUCUACAAACUUAUUUCUGGUCUUCAUGCAAGCAUCAACAUUCAUCUCAGUGCUAGAUACCUUUUGCAAGACACGUGGGCAGAGAAGAGAUGGGGGCACAAUGUUACAGAGUUCCAGCUGCGUUUUGAUGAGGUCUUGACACAAGGCGAAGGUCCCAGGAGGCUGAAGAACCUGUAUUUCAUCUAUCUCAUUGAGUUACGGGCCCUCUCAAAAAUCGUGCCCUUUUUUGAACACCCUGAUUUCCAGCUUUUCACAGGGGACGAGGAUCAGGAUAUAAAAACCAAGAACCACCUCCUGGAAAUUCUUCAUUUAAUUAAAUCUUUUCCUUUGCACUUUGAUGAAAAUUCACUUUUUGCUGGAAACCAAAAGGAAGCUGCCAAGUUAAAGGAAGAAUUUCGGUUCCAUUUUAAGAACAUUUCAAGGAUCAUGGAUUGUGUAGAGUGCCUGAAAUGCCGCCUUUGGGGGAAGCUGCAAACUCAGGGCUUGGGAACAGCGCUGAAGAUCCUGUUUUCUGAAAAACUGAUAGAAAAUAUAUCAGAAAAAGGUCCUUCACAUGAAUUUCAUCUAACAAGGCAGGAGAUUGUGUCGCUCUUCAAUGCUUUUGGGAGGAUUUCAACAAGCGUUAAAGAAUUAGAAAACUUCAAGGAGCUCUUACGCCCUCUUCAGUGAAUUGACCCUGAUGGAGACCAACUUUCUUGUUUUAUGCAGAUUGGGCUCAAAGUGAUUUCUGCUGGCUAUGUGCCAGCAUGAUCCCAUUCUUGGCAAGAAGGGCUAAGUCAACAUGAAAAUUGGUCACAUUCUCUAGCUUACAAGUUUAUAUUUGGCUCUGAGGUAGCUGAAAUAUUCAUGAAAGACUCUUCUUCCAGAGCAGGAUAUACAUAUUGGCCUUAUGCAUUCUACUUUUUUUUAAACACACACACACAAACACACAUAUAUAUCAUGAGGGUGGGAGAAAUGUAUCCUUCCUGGUAAUUGCUGAACUACAACUUCUGGCAGCCUUUAUCAGCAUGACCAUUAGUGAGAGACGCUAGGAAUUGUACUUUACCCAAUAUGUGAAGAACUUCAGGUUCCUUGCCCCUUGUUUGCAAGGUUUCUUCCAGCCUGAAGGAUCUUAUCUACUACUAAUAAAAAGGCACAGUGCAGCUAUUCUAUAUAUUUUUCUAUUUGUGGAAGGAAAAGGCUGGUUGAAAAAAACCAUGGUUACAAAGGAGGCAUGAUGAGAUCACCUGGAUUCCCUGCAAAGCAACUGCAUGAUAAAAUGCCUCAUUUAGACACAUGAUUUAGAAUAUCUUCAUCUUACAUAACAGUGUCUCUUAACAAAAAUUGCUUUCUGCUUCAGUGUCCUUAAAUAAUCCUGUGUAAGAUGCCCAAAACAACCUAAUCUCACAUAUUAGAGUGAAAUCCCAAUGAGCGAUAUAUUUACAGGAGCCAUUCGAGGCAGGUCCACUUGCCUGUUCAACAUAGGAAUUUAAAUUAAAGCAUUUAGAGCAAGAUGGCUCUCUCCUCUCACAGGGUUUGUGUCAGUGGUGGGAUUCAAAUUUUUUACCUACCGGUUCUGUGGGCGUGGCUUGGUGAGCGUGGCAGGGGAAGGAUACUGUAAAAUCUCCAGUCAGAGGUGGUAUUUGCCGGUUCUCUGAACCACUCAAAAUUUCUGCUACCGGUUCUCCAGAACUGGUUUGUGUGUCAUUUUUUGAAGCUGGUUGGAAGUGGAACUCCAGACUUAAUAUUUCCAGUCAGUUCCUGUUUAUCACUGAGUUGUAUGAGAUGGGUCUAUGACAAUUUGCUGCAGCCAACUGGCCACAGUCAACUCGCCACGGCCAACUUGUCACAACCAACUGACCACGGGACAACUCGCCACAGCCAGCUCACUGCAGGACAACUCAUUGCAGGACAAUAGUUACACUAAUAUCAAAGAAAUAGUGGAAUAGAAUCAUUAAAGAAAGGAUGCAACAGGAGGAACCAAAUGAAAUGUGAACAACAAAAAAUUAAAAUAUUUUUUAAAUAAUUCAAUUGAAUUGCUAAAUUGUCCCACAGUGAGUUGUCCUGUGGCAAGUUGGCUGUGGUGAGUUGUCCCAUGGUGAGCUGGCCAUGGUGAGUUGUCUCAUUCCAGUAUGAGAUUCCCUCUUUAUUCUCCAAAGCUCUGAGUCCAAAGCAACUGGUCUCUAUCCAGACACUCUCCAGAGAUCCCAUUGUAGAUCUCUUCAUUCCUAGCUGAAAUAGCUAUUAGCUGUGUUGGCUGGGAGUGAUGGAAUUGAGACUACAUUACUGUGAUUUUGGUACAAUAAUUUUUCAUCAUCUGGUGCCCACUAGAUGGUUUAGAGCUAUGCCGCAGAAGAACUUCAACAACCAGUUGAAACAGAGCUGUUUUUUCCUGGGACUGCCUGGCUCUCUCUACCGCUGCUGGGUGAUUGUAGAAAAAUUCAGGUUUGGUUUCAGGAGUUGCAGAAAAAUGAUUAAUGAGUCCCUCCCCUUCUCCCCCCAAAUUCAGAAGCACCUUUACAACCCCCAGUAGGAUCCGAUAUUUUUCCUCUCACUCUUUUUAGUUGUCCAUUCCAUUGAGUGUGCUUACUCCACACACUCUUUUGGUGAUUAAAGCAAAGAUUAGAAGGUUCAAUUAAGGGUAUACCGAUCAUAAAACAAGAUACUUAAAACAAAUGUGGAAGUCAUAACACAAGGUUUUGAAUUUUAUAGCUGUUCUGUUCCAUUUUAUAGAGCUGCAGAUUAUGAACCUUUUGCAAGUUUUAAUAAUAGUAUCCUUCAGAACUUGGAGUAAAAUUACGCCUUCAUUUUCCCCUUUUAGCAUAAUCCACAGCAUUACCAGAGUAAACCAAGGAAGGUGCCAGGGGUGAAGAAAAUAAAUUUAUAUCUGUAUUAUGAACCCCUCUCAUCUUGCUUCUUAGUGGGUUUGGUGCAAUUUUGACACUAGAUUGUCACAUUUUACAUCCUGGUGUAAGAAGUUUCAGCAUCCCUUCUUCCGAAAAGUUUCAUGAAAAGAAUACUCCAUAUUUGCCAUGUUUGUUGUUUUGUGCCAGACUUCCCCAACUUGGAUGUGGUAUUCCCAGAAUUCUCAACAAGAAGUAGCUGCUUGGAGAAUUCUGGGAAUUGAAUCCAUGGGAAUUUGCCCUCCCACAUUGGGGAAAAAAAAUUCCUGUGCCAAGAUAAACUUUAUUUGCAUAACAUUGUGGGGAAGAGGGGGGAGUUGUAAUUAACCCAUAGGGAAUUUCUGCCACUGAGCUAGAUAGAUUUGUAACUUAUGUUUAUAAUAGCCUAGAGGAGAUAUUUUUUUUAUUGCCUGGAAAAUAAGAGCUACUCAGGGAACUACAGUUAUAAGAUCCCAUAUUUGGGCUUUCCAAUUCCCUACUGUUGCACAAGAGGGUCCUUCAGCAAAAACUGUAUGCUUCAAAUCAAGCAAGUCUUCUAUUUCAGUGAUCCUUCCAUUAGCUCUGAAACCUCAACAGGACAUAUGCUAUUGUAAGUUGUCCUAAGGCAGGGGUGUCAAACUUGAUUUCAUUGAGGGCCACAUCAGGGUUGUGUCUGACUUCAGGGGACCAGGGUGGGUGUCAAGGUCACCCCUGUCAGGGGCGCUUGUGGUGGCCCUAGUCCUCUGCCAGCAAAAACAGACUCCCAAGCUCCGUUUUUGGCUGGCACGGCCUCCUGCAACCCUCUGCCAGUGAAAACGGAGCUUGGGAGGGUCGCAAGUUUUGUUUUACUGCCAGAGGGUUUCAGGAGGCCGUAGCAGCCAAAAACGAAGCUCGGGAGCCCAUUUUUGCUGGCAGAAGCACUGCGGGCUGGUCCUUCACUGUUUCCAGGGCAGCUCCGCAGGCCAGAUCUAAGUAACCCGUGGGCCAGAUGCGGCCCCCGGGCCUUGAGUGUGACACCCCUGGCCUAAGCGGAAGAGCAGUCUUAAUUUAGGCCAGCCCUUGAGAUCACAAGCUGGUGAAAUGGGAACUGGGUAUUUCAAGCUUAAAGUGGAAAAAAAAAAUAAGCAAAGGCUUUUUGACCCUCACCACUGAAUGUAAUACUUUAGAGCUGCCUCUAUGUGUUUAGUUUCUUCAUAUUUGUUUAGUAAAAUGAUGCUUCUUUGAUUGCUGUCCUAUUUUCAAGGAAAGCACAGAGAUACUUUUGUCCUGUACUUGAAUUGCUCUUUACUGUGAAGAUUAAAGUAAGACUUCAAAAUAAGAUUAAAGACUACUAC
Notechis scutatus (mainland tiger snake) is the source of this 6606-nucleotide messenger RNA. The record is from RefSeq and is a predicted model, not a curated record. Lineage: Eukaryota; Metazoa; Chordata; Lepidosauria; Squamata; Elapidae.